Molecule: messenger RNA, 249 nt
Organism: Linum trigynum
Lineage: Eukaryota; Viridiplantae; Streptophyta; Magnoliopsida; Malpighiales; Linaceae
Source: the annotation of a GenBank genome assembly
AUGGAGGGAGGGCGACGCACGCCAAUGACUCUUCAGCUGCUCCGGGAGCUGUCGACUGAGUCGCCGCAAUUGAUUUUCCUUUCUUCUAAUCGAAAACAGAAGGGAAAAGAGAAGGGCCAGAAGCUGAGGAGGAAGAAUGGAGAUUUCCGUUUUGGUGAGGGGAAACAAAGAAGAUGGAUCAAGAAGGCAGAAGGUGAGGAGGAAGAAGGUGGAUUCAUUGGAGAGAGGCGGGAGGAGUCAGGACAUUGA